Messenger RNA from Moneuplotes crassus, 729 nucleotides. Lineage: Eukaryota; Ciliophora; Spirotrichea; Euplotida; Euplotidae. The record is from the annotation of a GenBank genome assembly.
AUGAGCGGAGGCGGAUAUGAUGACCAGUUCAUUUCACAAAUCGAGUAUGCCCAAAAGGCAGUUGAAGGAUCUAGCACAAUCAUUGGUGUAGUCUGCAAGGACGGAGUUGUCCUUGCCACUGAAAAGGUUAUGCCCAACAAACUUUACCUUCCCCAAACUGAUAAGAGAAUCUACUCCAUGAGUAGACAUGCAGGACUUGUGGCUAAUGGAGUCAUUCCUGAUGGCAGAAAUAUUAUGUAUAAGGGAAGGAAGGAGUAUAAGUCCUAUGGUGACCAGUUCGGCACUGAGAUCACAGGAAAAAUUCUUGCAGAGAGAUUGGCUCAAUACAUGCACUUUAAUACUUGUUAUUAUGGAAAAAGACCAUUUGGAACAUCAGUAGCUGUCUCAGCAUGGGAUAAAAUCAAUGGGUACUCUCUUCACCUCAUCGAGCCAUCAGGUGAUUGUAACCAAUACUGGGGAUGUGCCAACGGCAGGGGUAAGCAAACCGCAAGGAGUGAAUUAGAAAAAGAAGAAUUUAAAGAGACCACUUGUGAAGAUGCUUUACCUAAAAUAGCAAAGAUCUUACUCCUCUCAACAGAAGAGACCAAAGAAAAAGCAAGGGAAUUAGAAUUUUCUGUCCUCUCUGAUGAGACCAAUCAUGAGCAUAAGUUUGUAAGCGCUGAGAAGACCGAUGAGAUCCUCCAGGGAGCCCUUAAAGCUAUUGAUGAAGAAGACAUGGAUGAAGACUAA